Messenger RNA from Hemicordylus capensis (graceful crag lizard), 2031 nucleotides. RefSeq names its product catenin beta like 1 (gene CTNNBL1). The coding region runs from base 209 to 1900 and encodes 563 amino acids. Gene Ontology annotation, cellular component: spliceosomal complex. The transcript is spliced from 16 exons. The record is from RefSeq and is a predicted model, not a curated record. NCBI's taxonomy places the organism in Eukaryota, Metazoa, Chordata, Lepidosauria, Squamata, Cordylidae.
CGGCUGCCGCGCUCCACGCCGCUCUUUACGGCGGCGUGGCACGCUCGCGGGCGCGCUUGACGGCCGCGCGGCUCCAGCCCAGCCGGCGUCCUCCCGGUGCUUUACGGCAGCCCCGCGACGUCUUGCGACAACCCGGAAGAAGGAGAAGAAGAAGAAGAGGGGCGCGGGAGGGGGCGAAGCCGGCUCGCUGCAGGCCGGAGGGAGCAUCAUGGACGUGGGCGAGCUCCUCAACUACCAGCCAAACAGGGGGACAAAAAGACCCCGGGAAGAUGAAGAGGAAGACCUCAAAGUGCGGCACAAACAGACCAGCGUGCGGGAGCGUGGCCGUCACCGGGAGGAGGAGGUGACCCCUGCUGUGGAGGAGACGGAGGAUGAGAAGAAGAAGCUCCUUCAGAUAAUCGAGAAGGGAGAGGAGGAGGAGGAGGAGGAGGAACCCCUGGAUGAGAGCUCGGUAAAGAAGAUGAUCCUCACUUUUGAGAAGAGGUCCUACAAGAACCAGGAGCUUCGGAUCAAAUUCCCAGAUAAUCCGGAGAAGUUCAUGGAGUCGGAGCUGGAUCUGAACGACAUCAUCCAGGAGAUGCACGUGAUUGCCACCAUGCCGGACCUGUAUCACCUGCUGGUGGAGCUGAACGCCGUGCACUCCCUCCUCGGGCUGCUGGGGCAUGACAACACCGAUGUGUCUAUCGCUGUGGUGGACCUUCUGCAGGAGCUCACAGACAUUGACACCCUCCAUGAGAGUGAGGAGGGAGCCGAGGUCCUCAUAGAUGCCCUGGUGGAUGGGCAGGUGGUCGCCUUACUGGUGCAGAACUUGGAGCGUCUGGAUGAAAGCGUGAAGGAGGAAGCUGAUGGCGUUCAUAACACUCUGGCAAUCGUUGAGAACAUGGCAGAGUUCCGGCCUGAGAUGUGCUCGGAUGCGGCUCAGCAGGGCCUGAUGCAGUGGCUUCUCAAGAGGCUCAAGGCAAAGAUGCCUUUUGAUGCCAACAAGCUCUACUGCAGCGAAGUGCUGGCCAUUCUCCUCCAGAAUAAGGAUGACAACCGGGAAUUGCUGGGGGAACUGGAUGGGAUCGAUGUGCUGCUUCAGCAGUUAUCUGUAUUCAAACGCCACAACCCCGGCACAGCCGAGGAGCAGGAGAUGAUGGAGAACUUGUUCGACUCCCUGUGCUCCUCCCUGAUGCUGAGCUCCAACCGAGACCGCUUCCUGAAGGGGGAGGGGCUGCAGCUGAUGAACCUCAUGCUCAGAGAGAAGAAAAUCUCCAGAAGCAGCGCCCUGAAAGUGCUGGAUCAUGCCAUGAUUGGGCCCGAGGGAGCAGACAACUGCCACAAGUUUGUCGACAUCCUUGGCCUUCGGACCAUCUUCCCCCUCUUCAUGAAGUCCCCAAAGAAAAUCAAGAAGGUUGGGACCUCGGAGAAGGAGCACGAAGAACACGUCUGCUCCAUCCUUGCCUCGCUCCUGAGGAACCUGAGAGGCCAGCAGAGAACCCGGCUGCUCAACAAAUUUACGGAGAAUGACAGUGAGAAGGUGGACAGGCUGAUGGAAUUGUAUUUCAAGUACCUGGAUGCAAUGCAGGCCGCCGACAAGAAGAUUGAAGGCGAAAAGCAUGACAUGGUGCGCCGGGGAGAGAUCAUCGAUGACGACAUGGAAGACGAGUUCUACCUCCGCCGCCUGGAUGCCGGCCUCUUUGUCCUCCAGCUCAUCAGCUACAUCAUGGCGGAGAUCUGCAAUGCCAGCAUCCCCCAGAUUCGUCAGAGAGUUCAUCAGAUUCUGAACAUGCGGGGAAGCUCCAUCAAAAUAGUGCGGCACAUCAUCAAAGAGUACGCAGAGAACAUCGGGGAUGGGAAGAACCAGGAAUUCCGGGAGAGCGAGCAGAAGCGGAUUGUGGAGCUGCUGGAGAACUUCUGAGCAGCCGGCCACCCCCCCCCCCCCCCGCCCACCUGGCCGCUUGCGUCCGCCCUGGCUUUCCCCGAGGAGGGACUCUCUGUUUUGCCUCUGCAGGCUUUUUGAAAUAUUAAAGAUGGGGUUUUUUAAGAACA